Nerophis lumbriciformis (worm pipefish) is the source of this 2142-nucleotide messenger RNA. NCBI's taxonomy places the organism in Eukaryota, Metazoa, Chordata, Actinopteri, Syngnathiformes, Syngnathidae. The record is from RefSeq and is a predicted model, not a curated record.
AUGCCCUACACACCGUCUGGCUUUUUCUGCGACCGGCUCAUUCGGGAGCGUGAGCGGCGCGACGGCGAAGGAACAGUGAACAAGCCACUGCGUUUUAACGGACAGGACUUUGGCGCCCUGCGACGAGAGUAUACCCAGCGCGGGACCCUCUUUGAAGACGACUCCUUCCCGGCUAACAGCGAGUCGCUGGGAUUCAGAGAGCUCGGACACAAAUCCAACAAAGUCAGGAACAUCGUCUGGAAGAGGCCCAAAGAAAUUAGCGAGAAUCCACAAUUCAUUGUUGGAGGAGCCAGCCGUACCGACAUUUGCCAGGGAGAUCUCGGUGACUGUUGGCUCCUGGCCGCCAUCGCCUGCCUCACCCUCAAUGAAAAGCUCCUCUACCGGGUGGUUCCUCCAGAUCAGAGUUUCAUACAAGACUAUGCCGGAAUAUUCCACUUCCAGUUCUGGCGCUAUGGAGACUGGGUGGACGUGGUCAUCGACGACCGCAUCCCGACCUUUAACAACCAGCUGGUGUUUACAAAGUCGGCGGAGAGGAAUGAGUUCUGGAGUGCGCUGCUUGAGAAGGCCUAUGCAAAACUGCACGGCUCCUACGAAGCCCUGAAGGGUGGUAAUACAACCGAGGCCAUGGAGGACUUUACGGGUGGUGUGACCGAGUUCUACGAAAUGAGGGAGGCUCCCAGAGACCUCUACAAAAUCAUGAAGAAGGCUCUGGAGAGAGGCUCACUUAUGGGCUGCUCCAUUGAUUCCCUUGUCCCUGCUCGCUUCGAGACCCGGACCUCCACUGGCCUGGUGAAAGGCCACGCUUAUUCCGUGACAGCGGUGGAGGAGUGUCGGCCCUCGCAGCACAGAGACAACAAAGUGCGCCUGGUGCGUCUCAGGAACCCUUGGGGCCAGGUGGAGUGGAAUGGACCCUGGAGUGACAACUCCAAAGAGUGGGCUACACUUCCCAAGGCUGAGAAGGAGAAGCUACAGCACCACAGCGCAGAGGAUGGAGAGUUCUGGAUGUCCUUUGAGGACUUCAAGAAGAACUUCACCAAGAUCGAAAUAUGCAACCUCACACCCGAUGCCCUGGAAGAUGACAAGAUCCAUAAGUGGACCGUCUCUGUCAACGAAGGACGCUGGGUGCGAGGCUGCUCAGCCGGAGGCUGUAGAAAUUACCCUGAUACUUUCUGGACCAACCCUCAGUACCGCUUACGCUUGCUGGAGGAGGAUGAUGACCCCGAGGACAACGAGGUGGGCUGCACCUUCGUGGUGGCUCUGAUGCAGAAGAAUAGGCGGAAAGAGCGCAGGAUGGGCGCCAACUUGUUCACCAUCGGCUUUGCCAUUUACGAGGUCCCCAAGGAGAUGCACGGAAACAAGCAGCACAUGCCCAAAGACUUCUUCCUGGUCAGUUCAUCCAAAGCACGCUGCAAGUCCUACAUCAACCUGCGCGAGGUCACUCAGCGCUUUCGCCUGAGCCCCGGCGAGUACGUCAUCGUGCCGUCCACGUACGAGCCGCACCAAGAGGGCGAGUUCAUCCUCCGCGUCUUCUCGGAGAAGAGGAACACGUCAGAGGAGAUCGAGAACAGGAUCGAGGCCGACCAUCCAGUGCCAGCACCGGCCUCUGCGAAGGAGGCGAGCGAAGAGGACCGACAGUUCCGGACCAUUUUUCAGGAGAUUGCAGGAGAUGACAUGGAGAUCACCGCCAACGAACUGAGAAAAGUUCUCAACAUGAUCAUUGCCAAACACAAGAACUUGAAUACUGACAGCUUCAGCCUGGAGAGCUGCAGGAGCAUGAUAGCUCUGAUGGACAUGGAUGGGACGGGUCGCCUCAACCUUCAGGAGUUCCGCCACCUUUGGAAUAAGAUCAAACAAUGGCAGGGAAUAUUUAAGCACUACAACCCAGACCAGUCAGGCAGCAUCAACAGCUAUGAGAUGAGGAACGCCGUGAACGACGCAGGCUUUCGCCUCAACAACCAGCUGUACGACAUAAUCACCAUGCGCUACGCCAACGAGAGCAUGAACAUCGACUUCGACAGCUUCAUCAGCUGCCUGGUCCGCCUCGAGGCCAUGUUCAGGGCGUUUCAGGCCUUCGAUCAGGACGGAGAUGGUACAAUCCGACUCAGUGUACUGGAGUGGCUCCAGUUGACCAUGUAUGCCUAA